GGCGGUGUGCGCAAGAUGGCGGCGGUUUCCCAGCGCGGGGAGAGGCUGCCGUGAGGCGUCCGCCCAGCGCCCGUCCUGCCCGCGGCUCCUCUCUCCUUUCCUCACACACACACACACCGCUAAACUCACCCCUUGUGUGCGCGUUUCGGAAUUUGUGCUUUUUCUUUUUUUUAUAUAAAAAAAAGAAAGGGAGGGGGGGGGCGACAAAAAAAUAAUCGGAAGGGCCCGUAGAUUGAGACGUCUGUGGUCACAGUUGGUGGUGGUGGUGAGGGAGAGAGAGAGAGAGAAGGAGGGAGAGAGCUUCUUUCUGCCUCUUGGACUUGCCCUCCGUGUGCGAAUGUGACUGGAGUUGUGCAGCAACUCUCCUCUCCCGCGAGCUGCACCAUGGCUUUGAGGGAACUGAAAGUUUGUCUGCUCGGGGAUACAGGUGUGGGGAAGUCGAGCAUUGUAUGGCGGUUUGUAGAAGAUAGCUUUGAUCCCAAUAUCAAUCCUACAAUUGGGGCAUCAUUUAUGACUAAGACCGUGCAGUAUCAAAGUGAGUUGCACAAGUUUCUCAUCUGGGACACUGCUGGCCAAGAACGGUUCCGUGCGUUGGCGCCCAUGUACUAUCGUGGAUCAGCUGCAGCAAUUAUUGUAUAUGAUAUCACGAAAGAGGAGGCAUUCCAGACGCUGAAGAACUGGGUAAAGGAAUUGCGACAGCAUGGGCCUCCAAAUAUAGUUGUUGCAAUUGCAGGAAAUAAGUGUGAUCUAAAUGACGCCAGGGAAGUACUUGAAAAAGAUGCAAAGGAUUAUGCAGAUUCCAUCCAUGCUAUUUUUGUAGAAACUAGCGCCAAAAAUGCCAUUAACAUCAAUGAACUCUUUGCAGAAAUCAGUCGUAGAAUUCCCACAACGGACAGCAAUCCAGGAUCCAGCAAUAAAGGCUUUAAGCUGAGGAAACAGCCUUCAGAAACUAAACGCAAUUGCUGCUGACUCCUCCCUGUUUCAGACUGAUUCUGAGCCAGUGCAGGCAAGCUACUGGAUCUACGUACACCUCUCAGUCCUGCGUUCCUGACUUGCUCUCCGUGUAGGGUGAACAGCUGACGUCCUCAGAAUUGCAGGAAUUUAACCUUAUUUCAUCAUUUGUCUAUAGAAUUUCUCUGAGAAACAUCUUGCCAAAACUUUAUUUUGCACUCCAAUAACGGGGAGGAAAAAGAAACCAAAAGGUUUUAAAUGACACCGACAGAUGUUGGGUGCAAAGGAGAACUCUUGCGCGUUUUCUUCAAAGCAUGUAAAUAGACUUUGACACAAAAGGGAAAAUAUAAAACUGAAGCACUUUUAGUUCGAUUUUUUUAUAACCAAGAAUUGGACUCCCUUUCAAAAGCACUUCAAAGCUUCCUGCUGAGAGAGAGAGAGAGGUGGGUGCCUGAAGUAACUCCCUUGGUGAAACCAGGGCUGUUCAAAUCUGCUUUCAGAUGGGCAGGCUGUUAAGAAAUUGUUUGUUGCUUGUUUCCAUCAAUCUUCACAAGGCUCCAAAAAACAAUUGAUUUAUUAUAAGGGGAAAAAACUUUUCUGAGUUUUGGAUACGGUUCAUUUGAAUCCUCAAAGUGUUGAUUACAACUCCAGGAACCAGGAUGAAAUGAUCUCAAACUAUUAUAGUAAUGCUGAUCUCUCUCAAUGAGUGUUAAGGGGCAAGUGAGAUUGAAUUUGAGUACACCUUGGAUUGGGCGGUCUCCAGAAGACUUUAUAUUNAAAAAAAUGUUAGAUAGUGUGAUGAGAAAAUUAUACAAUUAGACUAAGCAUCUGUGUUUGCAAAGCACACCAGUGUCUCAAAGAAACAAGAGUUGUAAGGAAAUGUUAGUAACUUUUAAUGUUUAAUUCUUUGGCAAGUUCACUUCAGUUUGAUGUUUGAGAAAUAGUUAUGUUUCACAAAUUCUGGGGGGCAACAUCAUGCAGAGCUCAGAACAUUUCAAUGCAGCAACAUUCUCAGGAUGUACUCGGAGGAAAUUAGGGAAGAUAUGAUCCAGUGUCAGCUUAAUUCAGUAGAUAGCACUUUGACCUCUGACCCAGAAGGCUGUGGGUUCAAGCCCGACUUUAGAACUUAAGCUCAUAUUCCAGGUUAACACUUCAGUGUUAGAUUGUUAGAGAUACUGUCCAUUAGGUGAUGCAAUGAACCAAGGAAUCAUAUGCCUGUUCAGGUGGCCAUUAAAGAUCCCUAGACACUAUUGGGGGGAGGGGAGGUAUUUCUCCCAGUGCCCCAGACAACAAUUUUCCAAACAAAUUUGUUCAUUUAACUCCUGGAGGUUUGUUGGAACUUGCGUGCAAAAUGUCUGCCUGGUUUUCCUACAAAGACCAAACACUACUCUUGCCAUCAAUUACCCAUAAAGUUCUUUUAAAAAGUGUUGAUGUGCUAUAAAAUGCAGGUUCUCAUUAAGUAAAUGUGUGCAUCUGGAUCACAUCUAACCCAUUGUUUGAGCCCCCACCACAUUUCUCAUCUUUGAAGAAUUAAAACAUUUUGUAAGUUUUUUUAAUAGUCUUAUAGUUUGGGCAUCUAUUAAUCUGCAAAUUCAUACAAUUUUGCUUACAUUUGGAUAUAUUGUGCUUCAGACCUAAUGGUUGGACUGAAAAUGCAGAGAUAGAAAGGCAACCAUUGGAUAAUGAAGCCUGUUAUCUUUUGAAUGGAAAGCGAGAAGGGUAUAUAAGAGAAAGGGAGAGAAAAAUAGGGCAUUUUUCUAACACCCUGACAUGUCAGAAUAUGCUUUACAACAACAAUUGUCAUUUGAAGAUAAUAAAUUUGAAAUAUCUUCACAGAAUUUCACGCUUAAAAUUGUAAGAAAUCAAGCCAAGGUAUUGUGUCUAAAUUGCCAUUUUUUCUAGCUGCAUCUUGUGUAUCUAGAGCAAAUGCAUUGGUGUUGAUCCAGGGGCUGGCUGGCUACCCUUGCAUUGUUUCUACAGUGUGCGUCUCAGCUGCUGAAAAGUAUAGGAGCCUUCACCAUCUUUAGAAUCUAUUGAAUGGUUGUUGAGAAUGCAUGGCUUUAAACAUGUCGUUGCUGAUGAGCUUCAAUGAAUUACCAACCUCCUGUAAUCAGACAACCAGCACCUCAAUCAGCCUCCAUGGGACUGAAACAAUGUUUGGAAUAGUUCUUUAAAAAGCAAACUGGAGCCCAUGUAUGUAAGCAUCUUUCCUUGUGAAUGUAGAAAACUGAUUGUUUGACAAUGUGAUAAUUUGCAAAAUGAUUUGGAAUUUAAGGUUGAAGAGCUUUUAGCGGUGGAUUCAGCGCUUCCUUUCUCCUAUUUAUUUGGCAGAUAACACAUAAAUUUAGCUUUAAGCAAAACAAUUCACUGAGAUCAGCUCAGUCGGGUACCCAAAAAGAUAGAUGUUGUUUCUAGACUAUAUUGAUUUAAAUUAAACCUCUUGCGGAUUGUAAACAAUCUUGAUAUUUUUAGAAAAGUAGACUUGUGUGGCUUUAGUAAAUAACUUUAAAACUUUCUAUCAAUUGCUCCGCCCCACAGAUUUAAGCCGAUCUUCAACAUGGGGAAUUGACUCAUGCAAUGAAAGUAAUGCAGAGUAAUACCAUCUCCUGAGAGUGAGAGUGUGACAGGAAAGUCAGGCUGUGAUCAGUCGGAGCUCAAUAGUGUGACAUUGUAUUGAGGUGUUUCAGAUUCUGAUACAGUGGAGCAUUUGCUGAGUUAGCAGUACAUAAUCUGUUCCAUCCAUUGAUUUUUUAAUUUUUAAGAAAGAGGUAGAAGAAAAGGGAAGCAAGCAUUUUUUCUGAUUGGUAGUCUCUGUGGAGAUAACUGGCCGUAAUUGGGGAACACGCCAUUUCAGUCCAACUAGUCUGUUCCAAUCUUUGUGCUCCACCUGAGCCUCCAUCCUAUUUAUUUUUCCCCUAUCCCUCGUUUAUGCACAGAGUUGAUUUUAUUGAACACUAAAAACAUUUUAAAAUGCCUGUCGUUAGUGAUGCAAAUUUUGGUAAUCCCAAACAAAGCAAAACCGGCUGGGACCCAAUUAUAUGAAGCAAAUAUUUGAAUCAGACAUUUUGUUUCGUAAUUAUUUAAAAUUGCUCAAAUUUCAAAAAUGAUCCCUUAUUGUACAUGAAUCAAAAUGGUCAGAGUUCACGUAGUUUGAGAUUUUUUAAAAGAAAUGCAGUAGUCUUGUAAUAUGUUAAAUCAUGAAGCUUACAUCCAUCAUGAUUUGCUGUGGACACAUAAGAAUGCGGUUGCUUCUUUGUGAAUACAGAUUAUGGAUUUGAACGUUUUUGACUCCUCUAGCACAAGCCUCUUUGUUUUUGUGGAACACUGCUGUGUGCAAUUUGCUGCCGUGUUUCGCCCACAAAUAUAGUCAGUUCAUUUUGCAGUAUAUUCUGAAGCGCUUUGAGAUAUCUCGAAGACAUGAAAAGCGCAAUAUCAAAUGCAAGGAUUAUUAUUUAUUAUUAUAAGCCUAACACUUCUGAUGAAGGUUAUCAUGCCCCAAUAUCAUGUUUUUCUCUUUGUGAUGCUAGUUGAGCUGUGCGUUUCCAGCAUUAUCUCUUCUUAUCCCCUUUCUGAGAUUCUCCCAUUCCAGACUAAAUGCACAUGUCCGAUCCACACUCUAUUUGUUGUGUCAAGAAAGAUAACCUAGUCCCACAUGUUCAUCAGUACCAUUCUGUAGUUGGUCAUUGAGAAAAUGUAAUUCCCUUGUGAUGAAGGAAUCCAAAUUGCUGAGAUGCAUUUGGGUAGGCCAUCUCUCUAAACCAUGUACACCACAUGUCAUUAAUUAACCCAGUGAUAGAGAGCUGAUGGGCAUUUUUUAGUGCCAUUCUAUAGCUCACCACUAAGAGUAGUGAAAGAGCCCAACUUGACCUGCUCUAAGUUGCCCCUCAAUACCUUUUUUUUAAAAAAAGUGCCAAAUCAUCCACAAACCCUAUGAAAAGCAAGAAAUCCCAAUGAAAUAGUUGCCUCUUAAAAGGCCUGAUUAAAUCAAUAAAUAUUAGAACAUUACCUGAACUGCACAGUAGCAAAAUGAGCAUAUUUAACAGUAAAGCCAGCAAUAGUCUUGUGUUUCUGAAAGAAAUUGCUUAAGAAGUUUCUCUUGUAACACUUCAGUUAACAAAGCGGUUUGAUUGUUCUCUAGUUAUUGUGCUUCAGAGCUUGUUUACUGAUCUCAUUUUAAAGUUCUGAAGCAAAACUAUCCAAUGCUGAACUUAAAUUGUUGCCCAAGUUCACCAGAUAGCAGCCAAGUAUGAAUAUCCUGACUGGUUUCAAGGCCGAGGUGGAGUUGCUAGGAGGUAUCAUGCAAGGAAUUGUGGAUGCUAACUGCAGUGCAGCACAUCACCACAUAUACUGGCCUAUAAGGCAAAGAAAUCUGGCGAUUGAAUGUUUAACGUGCCCAUUAGUAUUUUGCUAAUGUUUCCAAAACUUGUAAUUCUUUUUGCUUUGCAUAGGAUAUUGUCAAAAUAUUAGUUUAAUAAACCCUUUUUAAAAAUAAUGUUUUUGCCAAGCUUGUGUGAGCAGAAGGAAAGAAUGACCACUUGGUCUUAAACUUGGGCUGGUCCCAAGCAGAAGUGACUUCUUUGAUCAGUGUAUUUGUUAAUUACUCUAAUGCCAGAAAACUGUUAACUGUAUUAAAAACAUGUAAUACUGACAUGUAGAACGCAUUCAUAGCGAGCAAGCAGAGAAGAGUACCCACAUCAAUACAAAUUCAUUUAAGUGUGUUGCUAAAUAUGCAUUUUUUUUAUUGUGUAUCUAAUAAUUGCUAAAUCACUACACCAGUCCAUGAUGUACUUUUGAAUGUGCAAAUGAUGUAUGCAGUUUAUUAAUAAAACUCGAUGCAUUUUGGUUUA
Callorhinchus milii (elephant shark) is the source of this 5798-nucleotide messenger RNA. RefSeq names its product RAB22A, member RAS oncogene family (gene rab22a). The coding region runs from base 385 to 969 and encodes 194 amino acids. The record is from RefSeq and is a predicted model, not a curated record. NCBI's taxonomy places the organism in Eukaryota, Metazoa, Chordata, Chondrichthyes, Chimaeriformes, Callorhinchidae. Gene Ontology annotation, molecular function: GTPase activity; GTP binding. The transcript is spliced from 7 exons.